Molecule: messenger RNA, 1177 nt
Organism: Paramecium sonneborni
Lineage: Eukaryota; Ciliophora; Oligohymenophorea; Peniculida; Parameciidae
Source: the annotation of a GenBank genome assembly
UAUGAUAUUAAUAUAGAAAUAUAAAUAUUUAAAUGGGUUAGUGUAAAUGUGCUACAUAAUGUUGUUAAAAGGAUGAAUUAGGAUCUUAAAAAAUAUCUACAAGAUCUAUCUAAGUUUCUAUAAAACAUCAUAAGCUCUAAAAAGAUAAGACUUCUGAUUAAAUUGAUGACAUUAUUUAAGAUGACUUAGAUUCUGGCAUACUUAAAAAUUCAAUGGAUAGUAAAGUUUCAAUUUAAGAUAUUUGUAAAAAUUUGAAUUCAACUUAAACUCCUAUGCCCUAAUAAGUUAUUGAUACUAUUCAAACACAAGAGCGUAAAUUACUUCCAGUACUUUUGCAAUUUUAAUUAAGAUAUUGUAAAUGCCAAAUGGAACUAAAUAUGAAGGAUAAUGGCUGAAUGGUAUGAGAGAUGGAUUUGGAAGAUAAAUAUGGCCAGAUGGUUCAAUUUAUGAAGGUUAAUGGAAACAAGAUAAAUCAAAUGGAUAGGUAAAAUAACCAUAAUAUUGAAGGGUAAAUUAAUUCAUGCUGAUGGAGAUAUCUAUGAUGGUGAAUGGAUUGAUGAUGCUGCAUCAGGUAUAGGAACUUAUGUACAUUUUAAUGGAGCCAGAUAUGAAGGACAAUGGCUUAAUGACAAUUAACAUGGUUUUGGUAUAGAAGUAUGGCCUGAUGGUGCUAAAUAUCAAGGCUAAUAUUAAUAUGGUAAAAAAAAUGGAAAAGGAUUAUUAACCUUUACUGAUUCUGCAAGUUAUGAGGGUAAAAUUAAAUUAUUUACCUUAGGUAAUUUCAUUGAUAAUGAAAUUUCUGGAUAUGGUAUUUAUAAGUGGCCAGAUGGAAGAGAAUAUGUUGGUAAUUGGUAGGAUAACAAAAUGCAUGGAGAAGGUACACUUAAAUGGCCAGAUGGGAAAUGUUACAAAGGAGUAUUAUUAUUAUCAUUUAUUAUUUAAGAAUUAUGAACAAGAUAAAAAAUAAGGCAGAGGUGUUUUUUAUUUUGGUGAUGGUAGAAAAUAUGUAGGAACAUGGAUUAAUGGUAAAUAAUGUGGCAUUGGUAUAUUUUAUCAAAAUGAAAAAUAAUAUAAAGUCGGUAUAUGGUAAAAUGGAUAACGAACAAAAUGGCUUAAGGAUGAGGAAGUAGAAACCAGAAAAGAAGAAAUAACUCUGCUCUUAGGAUUAUGAAAUAUA